Paramecium sonneborni is the source of this 960-nucleotide messenger RNA. Lineage: Eukaryota; Ciliophora; Oligohymenophorea; Peniculida; Parameciidae. The record is from the annotation of a GenBank genome assembly.
AUGUUAAAUAAAAUAAGUCAUCUCUAUCGACUUUCUAAUCUUAAGUUGCAUUAUCCAAAAGGAUUUGCAAAAAUCUUUAAGAUUCCUCAUUAUGCCACUACAAAUGAUAUUGUGCAAUUAAUCAAAUAAGAAGAGCAAGAUUUCUAAAAUGUUAAAAUUACUAUGGGAGAUAAGGAUAUCACUGAAUAAUAAUUACCUUUUGUAGAUUUAGUUUUGCAUAACACUCCUUCUAUUAAUAUUGAUGACGUUAAUUUCUCAUAUGAAUUAGAUUUAAAUGGAUGUGCACCAUAUUAUAUGAAUUCCGAAUUAGAAACAGCAUUUUCACAACUAGAAAUUCCUUAUUUCGAUGCCUUAGUCAUUGCUAGAUUUCAUGAACUAAUGGUUUAAAAUCUUAACCCUAACAAACAAUCCCAUAGUCCAAUUGAGAUUGAAAAUGCAAUUCAAAAAGCUUUGGCCAAAUAUGCUGAAGAGAAUGCAACAACUUCUUAAUUCUGGUAAUUGUAGUAAACUGUAUUACAGAAUUUGGAUUAAGUUAUAGUUUAUUAUGAAAAAAUUGUAGCAGAAGUAACUGAAGAAGCUACUAGAGUAAUUCAUUUAAAUCAAUAUUAUAGCAAGGUCAUAAAUUAUUGAAAUAACUCAUUGUUUUUGCUUUAAUUUAGUAUUUCUUUUUACUUUAUUUGACUUAUGGGAUUUAUGAUUGGGGAGUCUCAGAACCAAUCUCCUAUUUACUUGCUUAAGUUAUGGAAACAGUUGCAUUGUUCUAUUUCAUUAAAAAAGGAAGAGCUUUCAAAUAAACUCAUUUGUUUAAAAACAAAUUUGAUAAAACAUUUUAUGAACUCAUCAAUAAAAAAACUAAUUCUACAUAUUUCAUGAAGGAUCUUGCAUUUGCAAAACAAAAAGCAGAUCUUAUCUAAGCUAAGAUUAUCUAUGGAACAACAUCAUUAUGAAAUUGAUUUAGCC